AUGACAAAAGUGCAUCUAUUUUCUAGAAGAGUGUUGAAGAGUCGAGUGUUUGUGCGGGCCCGCCUCUGCGACGGGCCCGACGCUGUAUUUUACGUAAAAACAGAUGGGAGUGGAACUCACGUCCGGUUGAUGAUUCGCCAACUAGCCCGUCAAGUUGGAGCUACUAAUUUUGCAUGCCUGGUUGUUACACCAUGCAUGCAAGAUAAAAUUUAA
Messenger RNA from Leptosia nina, 213 nucleotides. The record is from the annotation of a GenBank genome assembly. NCBI's taxonomy places the organism in Eukaryota, Metazoa, Arthropoda, Insecta, Lepidoptera, Pieridae.